Molecule: messenger RNA, 1308 nt
Organism: Metarhizium acridum CQMa 102
Lineage: Eukaryota; Fungi; Ascomycota; Sordariomycetes; Hypocreales; Clavicipitaceae
Source: RefSeq, a predicted model, not a curated record
AUGAGUAGCGACGGGAGAAGACGAAAGCCUGGAAACACCGUCCCCAAGAGCCAGGCCGGCGCAAAGCGGUUCCAGGUCCCACGCGCCUGUGAGCGCUGCAAGUCCCUCCGCCGAGGAUGCGAAGAACGCCGCCCCUGCAGCCGCUGCGUGCGAGCCGGCGCAGCAGACGACUGCGUUGGCCCGUCGCGUCCAUCAUGGACCUGGACCCCGUCGUCGCCCUCGGGAGAAUGGGCGCAGGUGGCCGACGUCGCGGGGAGCCCAGCCGUGACCGAGUGCGCAGCGCUCUUCUUUGAGCACUGCUUCCCGACGAUACCAAUCGUGACGCCCGAGUACAUCAGCCGCCUGCAGCGGCAUGUCGCUGCGCAUGACGGGGCGGUGGAAGCGUCGGUCCUGCUAGUCGCCCUCUGUGCCUACGUUGUGCUUCACGUCGAUGAGCCGCCGAGCACACACGCGACUGUCCAGACACAGCCAGACGUUGCUGUUCCUCCGCCAGGCCACGGCCUUGUGGCAUCUGGCCAAGGACCGCCAGCCCGCGGGGACGGAGCAGACGGAGCAGACGUCGCUGUUUGGCAGGCUGUUUUGGGUCCUCUUGGCCUCGGAACGAUCCCACGCCAUCCGCUACGGACGCUCCAUCACGCUGCACAUGACGCCGGACACGCCGGAUCUGGACGCUCACAGGGACACAGGGACUCGUUCCCGGGACUAUGGAGCCUGGCGGUGCUGUUCCGGCCCAUUGACUCUGCCUUUAUGGCCGUCAUGAAUCGCGAGGCGGCUUCUUGGUCGCCCUCUCCCGAGAUACUGGAUGCUGCCGAGCGGUCCAUCAACACCGCGAUUCCCGCUCGGUUUCCCUUGCAGGACAUGCAAAAGGCCAAUCUGCGAAUCACGCAACUCUGGCUGCGCAUCGUCAUCUGGCAACUCCGCCUUCGCCUGGGUUACCUCACCGACAUGUCGCACCAACGCAGCCUAACGUACCAGUAUCCGCUGGAUGUGGCGAGAGAACUUGUCCUCUCAACGCGCGACCUUCCCGCGCGCGCCAUGACCGUCCAUGGCGUCGGCUUGACGGAGAAGUUGUUUGAUAUUGCGUCGGCCGUGGUGGACGUCAUGGCACAGGCUCCGAGGCAGCGGCACACAGAGGUGGAAGGGCCGCCGGAGGAUGAUUUGGGCUACAUACGCGGCUUGGUGGUGCAGCUGCCCGGCGGAAAGGACGUCUAUGACGGCUUGUUGGCGAGACACGUUGAGCAGGCUUUACACAGUCCAUUGCAGAACCAGGCGGUGCCAAGUCGGCGAGUUGACGAGUCACCAAUAUGA